CUCUGCUGGUUCCCACCGAGUUGUCAUUUGUAACACUCACAUGCUUUUUAAUCCUAAAAGAGGAGACUUUAAACUUGGUCAGGUCAGGACACCCUUAGAUAAAGCUCAAACUGUUUCAAAGCUCUGGGAUGAUGCGCCUGUUGUUCUUUGUGGGGAUUUCAAUUGUACAUUAAAGAGUCAUUUGUACAACUUUAUUUCAGACUGGAAGUUGGAUUUGUCUGGUUUGGCUAGAGACAAAGCUUCAGGGCAAGGUUCUGGUGAGUUUCGUCCACCAAGGCCAAAAAAUUAUAUGAUGAGGUAGAGC
This is a messenger RNA of Camelina sativa (false flax), 304 nucleotides long. NCBI's taxonomy places the organism in Eukaryota, Viridiplantae, Streptophyta, Magnoliopsida, Brassicales, Brassicaceae. The record is from RefSeq and is a predicted model, not a curated record.